AUGGAUCGCUAUAAAGAAUGCGAACGUGUUUUGAAAACAGCGGCCAUACAGCAGUGUAAGGAACGCGGAAAUCUCAUAAGGCAAGAUUUUGUUAACAUCGCUACCGUUACGGCGGAAGAUGUCACACCAGUGAACGAUGCCGGCCAGCUCGUUAGGCAAAUAUUUUCCGAAGGGGCCGCGGUGGACACAGCAGUGUUGAGAGGAGCCUGCAGCAUUCUGCUUGACACCCUGACUCUCAUAAAACGCAGUAAGGAGCAGUCUACAAGCCACGAGAACACUAACUUUGACAAUAAAAGGUCAUUGGCAUUCGUCUCAGAGGCUAUCAAGAAGCAGCAAUUCCAAGAGAACAGCGUUUCUGCAAACCUAUGCCAUAUAGUGGAUCAAAACAGGCGUUCCUGCUUCGCAGAUCGCAAUGAUGGGGCUGUGUUCGAUGAUUUUGAUGACGGAUUCUACGAGCUGAAUGUACUUCAGGAUGAUGUUGUGGAAUCGUCAAGCGAUGCCAGCGCCCCCGAUGACGAUCAGGAGGUGAUGAACACGUACAUAACGUCGUAUAAGAACCGAUACGGCAAUCAAGGCCUCACUGUGCUUUCGGACAACGGUGCAGUGAAGAAAACGCAACACGUGGGGAUAAGCACCGAUGACGAUAAUGCGAAAAUCCCAAGAAACCUGCAUAUGCAACACAUAUUCGGUAUAACUGGUCAGGCACGUAUGGAUAUUGGCUUUAAUGCGUUUGAGCCGUACUAUGAGCACGGAAUUCCCCCAAAUCCUUCUGUGAGAGAGAAUGGUGUGACGCACUACGUCGGUGGGAUGUAUCCCCCCCUUCACACGUACUACUCGAAGGAUAAUAAGGGCAGAGCGCCCGUAUUGGGUUUGAUUUCUCAAAAUUGCCUGAGGAGAACCUUUUCCAAACAGAAGCCAAACCUUGCAGAUCGACUGCUGCAACAAAGUAAACAGAGCAAAUCCGGCUCUGCCCCUUUUGCACUGCUGGCUAGAGAUACAAAAUGCAAUAAUAACGGCAAGAACGCACUGUUGAUAAACGAAACAGUUCUGAGACAUCACUCAUCACCGCUUGUUUCUACGACCGAGCACAUCGCAUUCAUAGGGAAGGAGAGCAUCAGAACCUUUAAAUGCAACAAUUACACCGCCAGAAUAGUCCCAAGUAUUGUGUCACAACAGCGCGAGGCGUGUUCCUCGCUAUUUACCUCGGAGGUUUCACAAGGGCGCAUGCUAUCGAGAAUGGUCCAAAAACUAAUGCGCUACGAAUAUGUUCAGAGCGGUACAGCAGCAAUGUGGCGCAGCUCUACUGAUGCGAUUUCAAAGGCAAUAUCAAACAUCGAAUGGGGGUGCCUCUGGCAGGACUGGAAUUAUUUCUCCGGAGGGCUUUUAACUGAAAUUGAUAUGCAGCGUGUCAAAGAUCAUAUUAGGCUUUUGACUGAACAUGGCAUCGCUGACACGGCAACAAUUCUCAGGAACGUGUGCAGCGAGUUUGCCGCUCACUUGCGCAAAACCAAAGAGAAUCUACAGGGGACAUCGGAUGUCACAGAAAUCGUGCCGCAACUUGUGUCCACAUAUAUCGCAAAGGUCCUCACUGUGUUCAAUGAGCACUAUCGCGAUUUGAGAAAUAGCAUUUACAUGGACCUUAAGUCUAUCAACAACAGAGGAUUCCAACAGACAGUCACAUCCAUUCUGGAGGCCAAAAGAAUUGACGACGGACUAAAAGGAGGCCCACAAAUAAAGGAGCCGAUACUAUACGUAGACAGGGAUGUUGAGACUAAGAUGAGGCUCGAGCUACUACCGACGCACCGAGCCGAAGCUGCGGAUCUUCUGUAUUUGACCAGUGUAGACCAAAUCAUCGGUGAAGAUCUUAUGGAAGACCCCAAUUUGUCAGGAGAGCCUUUCUUGAAUAUGUUGUCGCUUCCCCAACAUCCUGAAGUCAACGCGAGGCAACUCAACAUGACGAGCACAGCGUUGGACUUAUGCAAGAAAUGUUUCGAAGGGUACAAGAACGGCAGUUUUGGUUUAGAAAAAACCAAAGCUGCGAAGGGCCUUACGGUGCUCAACGCGCUAGUGACGUUGCUAAAGAAUUACGAAAAACAAUUUUCUGGAGCCAGGAAUCUACGGGACUUUCUGGGAACGGCACACCGGUAA
This is a messenger RNA of Babesia ovata, 2148 nucleotides long. RefSeq lists its product as uncharacterized. The record is from RefSeq and is a predicted model, not a curated record. The coding region runs from base 1 to 2148 and encodes 715 amino acids. NCBI's taxonomy places the organism in Eukaryota, Apicomplexa, Aconoidasida, Piroplasmida, Babesiidae. The transcript has 5 exons.